AUGAGGCACACUUCUCCACUCACAUCAUUUGGCCUUGAACUAAAAACACUAUGUCACAUAUCCCUCUGUAUCUAUCUAUCUAUCUAUCUAUCUAUCUAUCUAUCUAUCUAUCUGUGUCUCUCUCUCCCGCCCCCUCUUUCUAACUCUCAACUCCGUAUCUAUCUAUCUAUCUAUCUAUCUAUCUAUCUCUCCUCCUCCCCUCUUUCUAACUCUCAACUCCGUAUCUAUCUAUCUAUCUAUCUAUCUAUCUAUCUAUCUAUCUAUCUAUCUAUCUCUCUCUCCCUCCCCCUCUUUCUAACUCUCAACUCCGUAUCUAUCUAUCUAUCUAUCUAUCUAUCUAUCUAUCUAUCUAUCUAUCUCCCUCCCCCUCUUUCUAACUCUCAACUCCGUAUCUAUCUAUCUAUCUAUCUAUCUAUCUAUCUAUCUAUCUAUCUAUGUCUCUCUCCCCCUCUUUCUAACUCUCAACUCCGUAUCUAUCUAUCUAUCUAUCUAUCUAUCUAUCUAUCUAUCUAUCUAUCUAUUAUUAAAUGA
Acanthosepion pharaonis is the source of this 531-nucleotide messenger RNA. The record is from the annotation of a GenBank genome assembly. Lineage: Eukaryota; Metazoa; Mollusca; Cephalopoda; Sepiida; Sepiidae.